This is a messenger RNA of Eruca vesicaria subsp. sativa (arugula), 723 nucleotides long. The record is from the annotation of a GenBank genome assembly. Lineage: Eukaryota; Viridiplantae; Streptophyta; Magnoliopsida; Brassicales; Brassicaceae.
GGAGAAAGACAAAAGGGUGUCCCCAGAGUUGGACAAAAAAAUCGGUACCAAUGCUAUAGAGGUGGUGACAAAGGUAAAGGUUUAGUUAAGGAAUCUCAAGGAGAAGGGAGAAUGGAAGGGGCUUACCACCCUUAUAGAGAGAGAGGCACUAGGGGUCAAAAGGCGCCUCAGGUUAGUAAUGCAAAGUAUCGGAAUCAGGCUAGGGGUCAUUUAGAAUCUCAGUUUGGUGGAAGUGACCGUGUACUGGAUAACCCUGAGAAGCUCAUGCUUGAUGCUUUCAAAGGGGCCUCCUCAAAGGCGCGCAAAGCCUUACUUUUUGAGGAUCAGGAACCAGAGGCUUUAGUUGAUGUUACUCUUCACGAGAAUGAGUCGUUAGCAUUGGUAAACUCCAGUGGAGGUCACGCUGAGGGGUCAGAAAGAGAAAGAGUUGUGGUUGAGCAGAGGCAGUCAGAUUUAGAUGGGGAAAAUUUGAUGGCUGAAGGGGUGUUAUUAUCUGAUUCGGAGCUUCUAUUGGAGGAUGGCUUGGAAGCUAAGGCUUUGGAAGACACAAUAAAUGGGAUGGAGGAAAUGCAAGAUGGUAAGUUAAAGGUUAAGAAUGUGGAUGUGGGUGCAGGAGGUCCUUCCAAGAAGAGAAGUGCUCCGUAUUUGUCUCUCCACGUAAGAAGUUGUUGGGAAAAGCUGCAGCUAAGGGACUAUACAAGCAUCUAUGAUGAUGGAAUUUGA